AUGCGCAGUGACCCAGAUGAGAUCAAAUCUCCUCAGGCUAUGAUGAUGAAUGCCAUUCUGGCCGAGAUGGAGGUAGGCCAGCAGAAGCUGGAAGCUGGCGACGGACCGCACCUCGUGUUUGUCAACGGCUUCCCGCGUAAAGAUGAUGGCUACCACUUCUGGAAUGGCCUGGAUGCAGUUCCCAAGCCUUCGCUCUGCCUCGUGCUGGAAGCACCGGAUGACGUGCUCCGGGCACGUGCGGAACAGCGUAGCCGGGCGCCACACGACCUCGAGGCGAAGCAGGUUGAAGGAGAUGAGACCAUCGAAGACAAAGUCAAAGGAUACCUCGGGCAACUGGUGCUGGUGGAAGGCUUUCCGCGAACUGCAGCAGAUCUUCAGGCUUGGACAGGCAUUGAGCCCGCGCCACUGCUGACUUUGGACUUCGAUUCGGGCCUCCAUCUCUCCGGCUUUGUGCGGAGCUUUUCCGAUGCAUCGGCAUCGACCGUCGCGGCGGUCACCAAGCUACUGCGGAGCUGCCAGCCGCUCCAUGCAGCCGUACCCGAGGCCUCUGUGCUGCUCCUGAAGCACUGGCUCGGCGCUGCCCGAUACACGAAGAAGUGGUGGGAUCCUGCCACCUUCGAGGCUUCGAAAACGACAUACCUGGCCUACAUGAAGAGCCAGGUGUCCGCGCACAACACCUACGAUCCGAGCUACUAUAUUCGCCCUUCGUCGAGCCCUCCACUGAAAGCCUGGCUUUGCUGGCUCGCGCAUCUGCUCUACGCCGAGCCGUACCAGAACUUCUGCACGACGGUGCUCAAGCGCUCGGUCGGGCCCUUGGCGCCUCCAAGCUCGGCCGGCUAUACGAAGGCUGGUCGCGCGCCCUUCACGGAGUCGGAUGUUCAGGCUCAGCGAGGUAUCAAAAGUAAAGUCGCUGUGCCAUCGGAUGCGCUGGCUGGUGUUCCCCUCGCAUUUGUCGAUGGCCUAGCAGCCUUGGAGGCAGCUGGAUUGUCACCGCUGAGCGACCCCAGGGCAUUGAUCUUCGGCAUGGAGCAGGAUGGUGCCAAUGCUGCGUCUCGAAUCAUGGAACUGCUCGGUCUGUACUAUCGUCGCUUCCUGAUCGUCAUGGGUGAAGCAGGGCCAGAAAGCAAAGCCGGACCUUCGCCAGAGAUCGACUGGAUCUGGCAUGCUCACACGACGCAUGCUAUGAUCUACGGCGACGAUUGCCGGCACUUGUUCGGACAUGUGAUUCCGCAUGUGCCGUGCAAGCCUUCGCAGUCCUCGCAGAAGCCCGCAGUGCCUGACUCGGGCCAGCUGGCGAUGUCCGAGCUUACGAGGACGCUUCAGGAGGACCUGAUGGCCUUCGCAGCCGAAGGCUCCGAGCAGCUGGCAACGGCCUCCUCCUGGCCUUUCCGCCGGGAUCCGGCCGAGGAGGACGAUGUGAUCACUCUGGGCUGCUUCAUCUCUGGUGGGGAUCGCUCCUGGCUCUCCGAGCGCCUAAGAAGCGUUGGUGGCACCCUUGGCCAGGCUCUGUGGCAUUGCAUGCAAGCUCCGGAAGACUGGAGCUGCCCAAAUCCGUCCACCUCGUCCAUGCUACGAGACCCUGAUCUUGUGGAGGUCAUUGUCCGACUUCUCUCCGGUGAGACGCUCCUGGAGAAAGUGAUGGCCAAGGACACGAAGAUCCAGGAAAUUGAGGUCCUUCUGCGUGAGAAAGGCGAGAAAGAAGACCUGAAGUUCUUCGUUGACGGAGAGGAGCUGGCACGAACACGGCUUCUGGCCGAGACUGCGGUCAUGGAAGGCAGUGUCAUCAGCUUGGUCCGUGUGAAGAAGCCUCCGCCUAAGCCACGUCCGAAGCCUGUGACCGUAGCCCGAGCUUGGAGCCCCGACUCCGUCCGCUGUACCUGCUUCACUGACUCCUGCGUCUUCCACGUCCUGAAAUCCGGUCGACAGGUGCAGAAAACCAUGCGACAACUGAAAGAGGGGGAUGUGCUGCACACUGGAUCUCCGGUGAGGGAAGAGCAAUUCCGGCGAGUGACCCGGAUCUGGCAGUGUCCUACACUGGGCGAAUCUGCCACGGUCGAAGUGAUACCCGGUUGCCGGCUCACAACCGGGCAUCCCGUGAAGAUGGGUGGGACGUGGCGGCGGCCAGAGAGCUGUGGUGAGGUCGAGCUGACCCACGAGAGACAAGUCUACACGAUUGAGCUUGAAGGCCAUGUCGACACUGUCCUGGUCGGCCGAAGCAUGCAGGAGGCCGUCGUCGUGGCAGCCCUGGGGGUUUACUGCGGAGAGAGCUUCGGGUGGAACCUCUUCACUCGGAAGACACGCCCAUGUGAGCAGCUGAACUGCGCCAAGUGCGCCGUGGCCGUGGUUCCAUCCCUUGAUUUCCGAAACGUCACUUCAGACAUGAUGGCGGUGCGGUAUCCCCCCUACUAG
This is a messenger RNA of Symbiodinium sp. CCMP2456, 2409 nucleotides long. The record is from the annotation of a GenBank genome assembly. Lineage: Eukaryota; Dinophyceae; Suessiales; Symbiodiniaceae.